Dicentrarchus labrax (European seabass) is the source of this 4145-nucleotide messenger RNA. It is a transcript of the gene bcas1, whose product is annotated as brain enriched myelin associated protein 1. Gene Ontology annotation, biological process: myelination. Bases 384 to 1739 code for a protein of 451 amino acids. The record is from RefSeq and is a predicted model, not a curated record. The transcript has 5 exons. NCBI's taxonomy places the organism in Eukaryota, Metazoa, Chordata, Actinopteri, Moronidae.
UCGUCAACAUUGUUGCCCUGCACUACCUUAUCAUAGUGUCAGCAAGUUUAACCUCUUUCUGAUGUUGUCGGGCUAUUUUCAGAGAUUUCACAGAGAGAUUACUAUGAGCUAAUCAUGUGCCUUUACUAAUAAGCACCAACACUCUGUUGGGCGGAUGGCGGGCUUUUCACUGGAGGAAAUCCAAUUGAUUACUUAAAAACAGUCACACCCAUUUUAAAGCACACAUAAAAUACCCUGUUAACAAUAGCCUAUAUGCACAGUCGGGCAGGAGCAGCAAAUACACCUCUCUGACACAGUGACAGACACUUUCCAAAUUUUUUUUUCUUAAGGAGAUUAUCACUUGGUUGACUUGGAGAAGUGUAACAAGAUUUCAACUGGGAAAAAUGGGAAACGAGAAUUCCAAAAGCAAAGAGCUAACCCAGAAUGGGAAAAUUCCUGAGAAGCAUGAAAAUGGAUCAGUGAAUGGCAUCACUGAAAGCAUCACAUCUAAUGGGCUGGAGAUUGGUAUUAAUGGUGAGACGGUAGUCCAGAAAAAUGGCGGGCCCCUCAAUUUAAACCUUGCCACAGAAUCGACUGAGCGUGAAUAUGUGAUAGUUGAAUCCGACAGUAAACAUGUGGAUGCUCCAGUUAUUACUGAAAUCCUUGAAGCCGACGUCCAGAAGGAAGAGGUCAAGAAAAGUAAAGGAGAAAAAGCUCCUCUGUUUGGCAAAAUGUUCAAAAAGAAAGCAGAACCCCCAGCCGAUGUUGAGAGCGUUAAAGAAAAUGAGACCUCAAAUGAAGAUCAAACGGAUGUAAGUGUCCCUGCCACUGAUGCACAGCCGGAGUCUGGCUCAAGUGGAGACAAAGCUGCUACCGUGAUCAUCGCUGAGCAACAAAAAGCUGAAAUAUCAACGCAGACGGAAAGAAAAACUGAAACAGAUAUUUCAACGCAAACCGGCUAUGAUGAUGACGUUACAACCACUAAUACUCAGUGCCCAGUGGAAGAGGUAUUCGUGAUGGAGGCAGCAGCAACUGAAGAAGAUUUACUGAAUGAAUCUGCUGUUGUCAUUGCUGAAGAGGUUGUGGAAGAGACUGCCAAUGAAGAACCUUUAGACAACCAGACAUCUGGGAUCAUCAGCGAAGAGGUGUUCAUCAUGGAGACCAGUGUGUAUGAGAAUUUAGUGUUCAGAGCGGAGCGGGUGGAAGUUAUUGACAAUUUUGAAAUCAGCUACAUCAAAAACUGCGUUCCCGGGGGAGAAAACGUUAAAGAAACGGAGCCAGAGAUUGCUGCAGAACCAGAAUGUGACCCAAACAAAUCCAUCAUAGACGGUGGAGUAGUUGCAGAGAAAACUGUGCCAUUGGAGGUCCAUUUCAGCCUUCCCAAAGUAGUGGCGGAUUGUAUUGAGGUGGUUUUCACUACUGUUCCUGAAUCUACCGACUUUGUUGCUGUAAACACGCCGGACCCAAGUGUAGAUAAAGUAAUUACUGAAGACCAUAGUGAAGGAGCCAGAGACAUGUCACCUGAUGUAGUGCUGAUUGAAACUGCUAAACCUGAGUCUAAUGCUGUCACUCCCGAGGCCAGGGAAACACAUGGCAUUCCUUUCCUAGACAAAAAACCUGUGACUGUGGUGAUGGAAACAAUCUCAGUUCAUGUUCAUGAGGAGCCAAAUCCAACACCUGCAUACCAAGACAUGCCUGUAGAAGAACCUUUCUGUCCCUCCUGUGACAGAAGUUACAGUCAAGGUGGAAUCUGCCCAUGAAGAGGUCACCGCUGAUGAUGCUGUUGCCGUCCAGGAUGUAGCAGGAAUAAGUGAAGAAAUGAUCAUUGUGGAGGCUCCUUCCAGUGAGCUUAUCACCAUUGAGGAACUAAUUGAAGAUACUUUAAAUUUCCCUGAUGAUGAAGUCAAGCCUGAAGACGUUAUUACUACAGAUGAGAAAGCUGAGGUUAGUGAAGAUGUGAGAGCUGAUGUUGGACCAGAAACCGUUAAAGAAGCAGAACCAAGUCCCGUCAUUGUCAAGGACGAUGCUGAGGUAAUACCAGAGGCAGCAAUUAAGGCCCUCUCUCAAGAAUUGGAACUUAGUGUCAUCACUCCUCAAGAGCCUGCAGUGGAUAACGGCAUCCUACUGGGAGAAGAGGUCAUCUCUGCAACAACUUUUGUACCCCUUUCUGGAGAUCGAGAAGCAAGUCUUACUAUAGCAGAGGAGCCAAUUAAGACACUGGCAGAGGAGAUGAAUGAAGAAGUCAUAGAGGCUUUAUUAAACGAAUUUGAUGUACCACCAAUGGACACAACAAGGGAGCGGGUGGAAGUCACUAACAUUUUUGAAAUCAGCCACAUCAAAAACUGCGUUCCCGAGGGAGAAAACGUUAAAGAAACGGAGCCAGAGAUUGCCGCAAAACCAGAAUGUGACCCAAACAAAUCCAUCAUAGACGGUGAAAUAGUCGCAGAGGAAAUUGUGCCAUUGGAGUUCUCUUUCAGCCUUCCGAAAGUGGUGGCAGAUUGUAUUGAGGUGGUUUUCGCAGCUGUUUCUGAAUCCACCGACUUUGCUGAUGUAAACACGUCAGCCCAAAGUGUAGAUGAAGUAAUUACUGAAGACCAUGAUGACGGAGCACGAGACAUGUCAGCUGAUGUAGUGCUGAUUGAAAUCGCUGAACCUGAGGCACUGGCUGAGGAGAUGAAUAAAGAAGCCAUAAAGACUUUAUUAAAGGAAUUUGAUGUACCACCAAUGGGUGCUACAGAAGAGUCUGAGUCUUGCGUUUUUGUCCAAGAGGAACUUGUCGAGGAGAAUGUCGUCCCAUCUGAAGAGCUGUUGGAAGAUUCUAAUAAAGGAACAGCUGUGGUCGCUGUGAAAGAACCAACUGAUUUCAAUCCUGUCAUUUCUGAGGAGCCUGUGGAGGAGAGUGCAAGCCUUCUUGAGCCACUGGUGCUGGUGGUAAUCCUUGAGACACGUGAGGAUGAAGAUACAGAAGACACACAUGAAACACAUAAUUAUAGAGACGUUUUAGUUGCCAUUGAGGAGAACUCUGAAGAUUGUCAAAUUGACACUUCAUAUGAGGCUGUGGCAGAGUGUGUUCAAGUUGUUCUCGAGACCAUUGUAGAAGAAAACAUCACGGUAGAUGUUGCGACUGGAUGUGACCUUGUGACUUCAGAGUUGGUAGCUCCAGAGAUCAUCGCAGAGGGAGAGCAGGAAGAGCACGAAUCAAAUGUGAACUCAACAGAUUCAACGCAAAGUGCAGAAAUUAUUGAAGACAUGGAAGCUUUACUUGUUAGGCUGCAGUCAGCUUGUACAUCAGUUGUUCUAGAAUCAGCAUAUAGGCUUGGGGGGUUAAAUAUCUCUUCGCUGGGAUACAGUAUUAAUGUCACCAUUCACGUGACUCCAAAGACAGAACAGCAGUAAAAUGUGGAAUGAACAUUGUUUUUGUUUCUAAAAUAUAUUGGUCUACCUCUUUAGGAUAUCAUGUGUUUAAUGGUAUGCGUUAGUAGUUGCAAUUGGAUUGAAACAUUAUGUGUGUUUUAUAAUAAUGCAAAGUGCCUCUGUUUGUAUAUAUCAUCACCACAAAGCUCACAUUGUAAAGUAUUGAAACAUUUUCCAAUAAAAUGACAAAUGAAAACACUACAAAAUGUCUUCAUGAUUUUGCACAUAUUUCUGCUCAGUGUUUAGUAGAGAAUAAAAAAAGAAUAUGACAUUUUAAUCCGGCCACACUGAAGAAAAAACGAAAUGAACAGAUUCACUAAAAUGAUCCAAAAACCAUACUCAUACUCACCAUCAAGACACAGCAAGGUAUUUGAGUUUCCUGACAUUUCUCAGGGCAUAACUCUCACACAUUGUUGAAUAUCAAUGAGUGAGGGGUGGGACACACACAUUAAUAAAAGGGUGAUUGUUGACAAUGCCCCGAGUAGGCAGAGGCAUGGUUGGAAUUGUGCUCCCAUCUCAAUGCUGCGAUUAAGACACUCACUGCUUGCAUAUCAGCUCCGCUGCUCUAACAUAAUUCUCAAAGGCCAAUUCUUUGUGAUGGUGUAUAGGAGACAGCUAACCUAAAGCAAGAAUCUGAAUCAUUAACGGAGCCAAAAAGUGUGACUCUAGACCCGGGUCCAGAGGAAGAAAAAGCUCCUGAAACUGACAACGGAAACAGUCAGCCUGUGGAAAACCAAGAAGACAGUAACCCA